Messenger RNA from Symbiodinium sp. CCMP2456, 1188 nucleotides. NCBI's taxonomy places the organism in Eukaryota, Dinophyceae, Suessiales, Symbiodiniaceae. The record is from the annotation of a GenBank genome assembly.
AUGGCGACCCUGCCUGCGGCCAUGGCCGACACUGCGGAUUUCCACUCCUUGAUACAGCAGGUGAUCGCGUGCUAUGAAAGCGAGCGGGCUCGCGGAGACCAGCUGCAGACCGAGAAGGCGUCCUUACAGUCGGACCUCCGCAAGGCGGCAACUCCUAUCGAGAGGCGCCCGAGCGUACCGCAGCUGCUCGCACCGCCUGAUGCUUCACCCAUGCAGGGCAGCGUCAAGGGUACUUUUCCCGCCGCCAGUCCCAUCGGGAAACCUCCGGCUCUCUACGCCAGCGAGGGCUCCGCCCUGGGCGAGGUGCCGAAGCAGGAAACACCCAGGUCACGACGAGGUUCGACCCUCUCGCAGAGCUCGUGCAACUCCCGGCAAUCCUACAAUUCCGAGGAUCCUGAGCACGAGGGCCCACCAGUGUCCCAGACACGAAGCUUAGUCUCAGCUGCAUCGGAGUUGACGCUCUUGCCGCUCUGGACGCAGGAGCACCGUCCCAAGUCACGGCGGAUGAACAGCUCUUUCAACAUCCCGCGGUCGAAGUCGUGGGUCAGCAACAACACCUUCACAAGCCUUGACGACUAUGCAGCGGCUCACAAUACCACUGGCCUGCGCUCUGGUGAUGUACUGACCGAGCAUAGCAUCAUCCAGAAGUUCAUGCUCAACCCGAGUGGGUGGGUUUCAGUGUUGUGGGAUUUCGUCUCGGUCGUCUUCGUCUUCUACGACCUCAUCACGCUGCCCCUGCAGGUCUUCAGCUUCAGCAGCUGGUUUCUGUCUGCUGGUGACACGGGCGUGGCUUUGGUCUGGACCCUGGACAUUCUGGUUUCCUUCUUGCGUGGAGUGACGGAUGGUGGGGCCGUGGACAUGCGUCCCAGCUACGUUGCCAUGAAGUACAUCAGGACCUGGUUCUGCGUGGAUGUUUCCGUGGUGGUCACUGACUGGAUUCUCCUGCUAUCAAACGGCAUGGAUGACAUGGAGCUUCUGCAAGUGCUGAGGAUGCAGAUUGGGUAUCCAGGUCUCCUUCUUGAUGUGCAGGCCAAGGAGUGGACGGUUCUAGGGUAUCAAUCCGACCAACUAUCGGGUGACUUGGUUCAGUGUUACAUCAGUCUGAUGGACUGGCAAGCUAGCUGCUGUUUCUACGUGACCUGUGUGGUUGGCUCGUGCGCUACGUCUCGUGCAAAUGUCACGGGUUGA